CUCGGAUCGUCGUCCUCCCCACACUCCCCCACGCCCCCCGAUACAACACAACGCUCCUCUCUCCGCGCUCCGCUCCCCCCCAUCUCUCUCUGUCCUCCGCGGCAAGUCAAGUGGAACGUGAACCAAAAGGCAGCGGAGGGAGAGCGCCGGAGGCGGAAGGCAACGUGACGCCGCCCGCCAUGAGGCUCCUCGUCCCCGACGGCGCGCGGCAGCACCCGGAGGCCGCGGCCGCGACGACGCCGCGCCGGCACCGCCCGUCGCCCGAGGACGCGGCGGGGGGCAGCGGGAGGACGGUGGCGGUCGGGAUCAGGUGGGAUGCCGCCAGCCGCGAGCUCCUCACCUGGGCGCUCGUCAAGGUCGCCAAUGCCGGCGACCGCGUCGUCGCCCUCCACGUCGCCGCCGGAGGCGGAGGAGGGGCCGGACUGGAGGAGAGGAGGAAGGCCGCGGAUUCGCUCGCGUCGGUGCUCGCCGUGUACGACGGCUUCUGCAACCUCAAGCAGAUCAAUUUGGAGCUCAAGGUCUGUGGGGGAUCGUCUAUCCGGAAAACUCUGGUUAAAGAAGCGGCUUCAUGUGGUGCUGCGCAUCUGAUCCUCGGUGUCGCAAAGAAUUCUCGGUCUUUUGGAUCCUCCUCCACUUCAGUUGCCAAGUACUGUGCAAAGAGAGUUCCCACGAGUUGCUCGGUUCUUGCUGUCAACAAUGGCAAGAUUAUUUACCAAAGAGCUGCGGCACACGAAGAACCAUUCAAUAGCACUAGCGCACCCGAGACGCCAAGGAGGAGUUACCGCAAGCUUCUGACCUCCCUGAUAGGAGAGAAAACUCACGACGAGUGUAUAAAGGAUAACAGGUCCAUUUCUCGGGCUGUCACCAUGCCAAUGAGGUCUCAUACAUCGUCAAAGGAAGUUUCACUAGCAUUGGUUCCAGUUAAGGUUUGCCGACGUGAAUCGCCAGAAGUAGCAACUGGCUGGCCAUUCCUAAGGAAGAAGUUGUUACCCAACCGACAGGAUGGGUUGUCUGACAAGCCCAAGAUGUCUGUGGUGCAGUGGGCAAUGCGGCUUCCUAGCAGGUAUUCAGCUGUUUCGCCAGUCCAUCUUGAACACAGAACCACGAGACCGAACUCAACCAACAGUGUCAGUCGUAUCUUGCGUGAUAGGGUGGUUAUCCCCUCGAGAAGCAAUUCAGGAAGCUCUUCUGUUGUGAUUGAGGAAUUGGAUACAGAAAUUCCACAGGAGCUGAUCUCACUCAAGGAAAAAUUCUUAUCCCUUUAUUCUUCGUACAGUUACAAUGAGCUUGCAGAUAUCACUUCUAACUUCUCAGCUGAUUGUAUAGUUGGACAAGGUGGCACGAGCCAAGUCUACAAAGGUUGUUUGACAAAUGGCAAGGAGUUAGCAGUGAAGAUCCUGAAGUAUUCCGACGAUGUACUGAAGGAGUUCACAUCAGAGAUCGAGAUUGUCAGCUCCGUCAUUCACAAGAACAUCAUAUCCAUCACCGGCUUCUCCUUCAAGAACAAUGAUCUUCUAUUGGUAUAUGAAUACUUGCAAAGAGGCAGCCUAGAAGAAAUACUGCAUGGUGAGAGAGAAUGCAAGAGCAUGUUCGGUUGGACCGAGAGGUUCAAUGUGGCGGUAGGUGUUGCUCAUGCACUGGAUUAUCUCCAUGGUAAUGGUAACAGUCACCCGGUGAUCCAUAGGGAUGUCAAGUCAUCAAAUAUCCUCGUCUCAGAGGAUUUUGAGCCAAAGUUAUCAGACUUUGGCCUUGCGCUGUGGGCCGCUGAUGCAACACCCCAGAUCACAUGCAAUGAUGUUGCAGGAACUUUUGGGUACUUGGCUCCUGAAUACUUCAUGCAUGGCAAGGUGAAUGACAAAAUCGAUGUUUUCGCUUUUGGUGUUGUUCUUCUUGAACUCGUCUCAGGCAGGAAACCGCUGUGCACUGGUUGUCCGAAAGGCCAGGAGAGUCUAGUUAUGUGGGCAAAUUCUAUCAUCCAAGGAGGAAAGCUCACGCAACUUGCAGAUCCUAGCUUGCCUACCGAAGGCCAUACCGAUGAAAUCGAGAGGAUGACACUUGCCGCUUCCCUCUGCAUCAGACCAACACCUCAACACCGUCCUCACAUCGCAGUGGUUCUGAAGCUACUUGACGGCGACAAUGACACUCUCAAGUGGGCAAGAUCGCAUGUGGGUUUAUCGUACGAGAGCGAUGGCGACGUAGACGACGUUGUCACGCUCGCACCACCUCCGGAGAACAGCACCAACAUCCAGUCAUACAUCAACCUCGCCUUUGACGUGGACAACGACUCCGCCUCGGUGAGCAGCAACGACUUCAUCACGGCAAACACGUCCCUGGAAGAGUAUCUUCAGGGAAGGUGGAGCCGGUCGUCGAGCUUCGACUGACCGAUCGACCCAUGGCAGAGUUGGCGCCCCAGUUUUGUGUAUAGAGAUCCUUUUCCUCUCCCAUUUCUUCCUAAGUUAACCUGUUGCUGCUCCUUGGGUGAGAGGUGGCACAUGCAAUGCCCUCCUCAGGGUCUAUGAUCUGAUCAAUGUUUCUUAUUUUUUUUUCCCCUAGAGUUUUUAUGAGUGAGCCUGUAAUGUUCUCAUCCAAAGGAUGAGAUGAGAUGAGAUGAGGAAUAAAGUAGAGUAGGGAGGAUGUAACCGUGGGUUGUUUGCCCACGCCCAAAUCAUCAGUGCUUGUUCCACCA
Messenger RNA from Hordeum vulgare subsp. vulgare (domesticated barley), 2686 nucleotides. Its product is annotated as probable receptor-like serine/threonine-protein kinase At5g57670. The transcript has 11 exons. The record is from RefSeq and is a predicted model, not a curated record. NCBI's taxonomy places the organism in Eukaryota, Viridiplantae, Streptophyta, Magnoliopsida, Poales, Poaceae. Bases 180 to 2381 code for a protein of 733 amino acids. Gene Ontology annotation, biological process: protein phosphorylation. Gene Ontology annotation, molecular function: protein kinase activity; ATP binding.